Molecule: messenger RNA, 2319 nt
Organism: Chroicocephalus ridibundus (black-headed gull)
Lineage: Eukaryota; Metazoa; Chordata; Aves; Charadriiformes; Laridae
Gene: CHAC2
Product: ChaC glutathione specific gamma-glutamylcyclotransferase 2
Exons: 3
Coding region: 2-556 (184 amino acids)
Biological process (GO): glutathione catabolic process
Cellular component (GO): cytoplasm
Molecular function (GO): gamma-glutamylcyclotransferase activity; glutathione specific gamma-glutamylcyclotransferase activity
Source: RefSeq, a predicted model, not a curated record
CAUGUGGGUGUUCGGCUACGGCUCCCUCAUCUGGAAGGUGGAUUUCCCCUACGAGGAGAAGAUGGUGGGACGCAUCCUAGGCUACAGCCGCCGCUUCUGGCAGGGCAGCACCGACCACCGCGGCGUGCCGGGCAAGCCUGGAAGAGUUGUGACUCUGGUUGAAGAUCCUGAGGGGUGUGUAUGGGGUGUUGCUUACAGAUUGCCAGCUGGACAAGAAUGUGAAGUAAAGGCAUACCUGGACUUCAGAGAGAAAGGAGGCUACAGGACUACAACUGUCAUUUUCUACCCAAAAGACUCAUCAGUAAAACCGUUUGACGUAUUGUUAUACAUUGGCACUUGUGACAACCCUAACUACCUUGGUCCAGCACCUCUAGAAGAAAUUGCUGAACAGAUUUUUAACGCAGUUGGUCCUAGCGGAAGAAACACAGAAUACCUAUUUGAACUUGCUAAUUCUAUCAGAAAUCUUGUACCAGAAGAUGUAGAUGAGCAUCUCUUCUCCUUAGAGAAACUAGUAAAGGAACUCUUGGAAAAGCAUCAAAACCUAAAUUGUCUAUAAAAUAACUUGCUACCUUUAAUGGUCUUGGUUCAUCUUCAGAGGAAUGGUUUCCUUGCACAAUGGGUAUAUGAUUUGGAGAUGUGCUUCUCUGUACUAAGUGGUCUUAUUUAUUUUAAUAUUGCAUUCAAAAUACUUGGCCAUUAAAACAUACUGUUACAAAAAACGUUCUUUCAGGAGUCUACAGAAAGGAGAGCAGGGGAAGUGUUUUAGGUUUGAAUUUGGUAUACUGGGUUUUUAUCCAAAGACUACAUCUUUAUGAAAAUCUCAAAAGAACCACUUAACUCCUCUUUGUUUGAAGAUUUUUUUAUUAUUAUUAUUAUUUCAGGUGUAAAAUAAAUCUUAAUAUUUUUAAGAUCAAAAUCUGUAUUCAGAUAGAUACAAGUCCCAUUGAUUUAAGUGAUAGUUCUUUCUGAUUCAAGACCACAGGCAUGGAGCGCAGCGCAGCUAAAGAGAUAAACGUUAAGUAGUUGUAAAUUGCAUGGUAAAUGCACAGUAGAACAUUUAUAUCAUCAAUGUUCAACUUCACUGAAAUUAAGUUAUUCCACUGAAUUAGUCAUCUUACCCUUUAUCUAUUAGUUUGUCCUUAAACACAGAGGAUAAAUGCUCCAUUGUCAAGGAAAUAAUAAUUUCCCUUGGCUCAUUAUGUCAAGGCCCUGAAAACCAAAGUACAGGGUACUUUGACACAAACAAGCCAUAACAUAUCAGUGCCUCAUUUUAUUUUUUAAGACUAAUAUAAAGAAUAAAGCCAAAAUUUUGAAGUUAAUUGAGUAUGACUUGAUGUCACAAUGCAGCAAGAAUGUUCAGAAACUUUCAUCUUUGUUAUUUGCCUUUAGAUGCUGUUGUAACUUCAUCUUUUAAAAAAAACACUCACCAAUCCCUAAGGAUAGGUUUUAAGCCAGUAAUUUUCAACCACUGUUUUAGGGAUUCACAGAAAAAAGGUAAUUAAGAAAGGAACCCUCUUUUCGGUAACCUUACAUGUGUUGCAUGGAUGUCCAAAUAAAAAGAGUUGGAAAGCCACCGGUUUAGGCUAGCAGGCUUACUUUAUGCAAAACAUAAGCAAAUGGAGUUUCCAUCCCAACAAGGACUUGUCUUGCUUCUCAAAAAUUUAAGUUAUUUUUGUUAACUUUAACAAAGUAUAUUUUUGUAUGUUAAUAUAGGAAAGGUCCUAUUUUAAACACCAUGUAAUGUCACAUUUUCUCGUACAGAGAAUGUAUAAGUGUUUAGUGGCUCGGAAGCCCAUAUUUUGCAUCAGUAAUUGCAUAAACCAUGUGUUUCUACUAUGCAGGUUGUCCCUUUCUCUUCUUUACAUUUUCCUGUUUUGUAUUUGUAAUUGCUUGAAAAUAUUGGUGUUCUCAAAAUAACAAGCUGCUAUUAUUUUGCUUGGCCACCUACAAGCCAAGAAGAACAUAAAUGAAUAACAGGAGACAUUUCAGAAAGGCAGCUAGAUGAGAAAAUAGGAUAUUAAAAUUCAAAACUAAAUUCAAGAUAAUUAGACCACUUAAAAUAUUUAACCAAGAAAGAUGUAUUUUUUACAUACCAGAUUAUAGUUUUAGCGUGCCUCUGGCAUCUCUCAAGCAUUGAUUCAUUGAGGGGGGAAAAAAAAAAGUGUGUUGGUUUUUAGAAGCUACUGUUUAUUAGUAACAGUUGAAUGCCAGUAUUUUAAGAGUACCUGAUGGGGUAUCACUUGCUGGACUACUCUAAACUGCAUAAGCAAAUCUUCUGAUCAUAUUAGCAAAAUAAUCAUAUGUAUUAAGGCCCCAUUU